AUGCCGAAAAAAUACACCUGUAAAUUUGAGAAAGGUAAGUUAACGAAUUUUGUAUGAAUUGUUGUGAUUUUUAGGUAUAAUGGGAGACAGUGGAGUCCAAAACUCUAGAAUAGAGUUCAGUGGAUUGUCUGAAGCUAAUGAAUCAGGACCGUCUACGUCAAGAACAGCCAGGAAAGACUCAGAUGGUAAGUUCGAAGGUUUUGCAUUGUUAUUAAGGUGGUUUGAACAUGGGUUUUUUAGUGUUUUGCUUUGUGUUCUCAAGAUGGAUCUCUAUAAUUAUACGAUGUUCGGAUUUCAGAUUCACACAUAUGCGAGUUAAAACAUGGAGCAAGUCAAGUCAUAGAUUUGUUUAUUCCGGUGUCAUUAUGCAUGUUGGCCGUGAUUUUGUCAAUGAGGUCAAUUGGCUACUUCACUCGACCUGAUGGCGUGUAUAUGUAUGUUAAUAUAUUCUUUUUACUUUCUGUGGUUAUGAGUGGUUUUAGCAGAGGUAGUUAUUAUGGUUGCUGCUUUUUAAAGUCUAUUGCACUAUGGUAGAUUAUAAUUUAUAGGAUAUACACUCCGUUCACAAAACCAACAGAAAGUGCUGGUGAAUUGUUCAUAAUGUCGAUUGGCAAUGCGCUUACGUUGCUGGGUGUUGUGAUGGUAAUGACAUGUGGCUUGUAUCUUCUCUAUAAACACCGUUUUUACAGAGUAAGUUUAUGUUUUUAUUACUGAAUUUAACUUUUAGGUAAUACAUGGAUGGCUAUGUUUGAGUACCGUGAUGCUGCUGGGGUUCUUUUCUUCAAUGUAUUUUGAGUAAGUCGGUUGAAAGUUAACUAUUGUUGGCUAGAGGGUAUAUAUAUUAAUAUAGGACAUAGUUUUUGUUUUAUGGUACUAUAGCUUUAAGGAUUUGUUUUUUUUAGUGUUUUACUUUAUACCUGCUUUUUCAGAGAGUUACUGAAGAAUUUCAACGUAGGUGUAGAUUACUUAACUUUUCUUCUUAUUGUAUGGAACUUUGCUGCUGUUGGUAUUAUUUGUGUACACUGGAAAGGGCCGUUCCGAAUGCAACAGGUAGGUUUUGUCCUGAAUAAUACAUAUUACCAUAAUUCUAAAAAUUAUCAUAAAACAACAAGUUUCUCUUUUGCUCUUAUAUCUUAAAACUUAAAAUUGGUUAUUUUAGGGCUAUCUGAUCAUAAUGUCGGCAUUAAUGGCUUUGGUUUUUAUUAAGCAUUUGCCUGAAUGGUCAGUUUGGACAGUUUUGGCCGCUUUAGCUAUAUGGGACUUGGUUGCCGUUCUUUGUCCUCUGGGACCUUUGAGAGCAUUAGUGGAAACGGCACAAGAAAGGAAUGAACCUAUAUUUCCAGCUCUUAUUUACUCUUGUAAGUUCAGUUACAUAUAUAUUUCUUUAAUUUUAUUUCUACAAUUGGUUUAUUUUAUUUUUACGAUUAAGUGACGAUGUUUUAUUUGUUCGAUUUUAGCGACAAUGAUGUACAUGGCUUCUGUAUCUGCGCCCACCUUCUUCUUGGGUUUGAGUGGGGAAGAUAAUGGCAAUCAGCCCUCUUCAGUAGACGUUCCUCAAAACAUUCAGCCAUUGACAGACAGAGGACAACGCAUAGCUCCGUUAAGAGGUCAACAACAAAGCACUCCACCACGUCCACAAGAAAACACCCAACAACGUCCACAACAAAACACAUCUACAACCAGUCAGGGUCAGCAGCGACGUGAACGUCAAGAACAACCACAUUAUCAUGAAGAAGAAGAGAAGGGCGUCAAGCUGGGAUUGGGCGACUUCAUCUUCUACAGUGUCUUGGUAGGCAAAGCGUGUAGUUACGGCGAUUGGAAUACCACAAUAACUUGUUAUAUAUCGAUUCUACUCGGUCUCUCCUUUACCUUGAUGUUGUUGGCGAUCUUCAGGAAGGCGCUCCCUGCCUUGCCCAUAUCUAUCUUUGCUGGUAUAGUAUUUUACUUUGCGACAUAUGGAAUAAUCACGCCGUUUAUGACUGAAAUAUCUGUCAGACAAUGGGUAGUGUAA
Messenger RNA from Bursaphelenchus okinawaensis, 2011 nucleotides. The record is from the annotation of a GenBank genome assembly. NCBI's taxonomy places the organism in Eukaryota, Metazoa, Nematoda, Chromadorea, Rhabditida, Aphelenchoididae.